Molecule: messenger RNA, 1074 nt
Organism: Fusarium proliferatum ET1
Lineage: Eukaryota; Fungi; Ascomycota; Sordariomycetes; Hypocreales; Nectriaceae
Product: putative spliceosome-associated protein SAP-49
Exons: 2
Coding region: 1-1074 (357 amino acids)
Biological process (GO): positive regulation of mRNA splicing, via spliceosome
Cellular component (GO): U12-type spliceosomal complex; nucleolus
Molecular function (GO): RNA binding
Source: RefSeq, a predicted model, not a curated record
AUGGCGCAAAAUAGGCAUUGGGAACAAGACAAGGAGGCGACGGUCUACAUCGGAAACAUCGACGAGCGCGCAACAUCUGCAAUGGUAUACGAGAUCAUGCUUCAGAUGGGCCCCAUCCACAACAUCCACAUGCCUCGCGAUCGUGUUACCCAGACGCAUCAGGGCUUCGGCUUCGUUGAGUUUCGCACACCCACAGACGCUGAGUACGCCGCCAAUGUUAUGAACGGCAUCAAACUUUAUGGAAAGAGCUUGCGCGUCAACAAGGCUAGCGCAGACAAGCAGCGUGCCGCAGAGGUUGGCGCCGAGCUGUUUAUCGGAAACCUCGAUCCCAUGGUUGACGAGAAGAUCCUCUACGACACUUUCAGUCGCUUCGGUCCACUACUCAGCCCGCCAAAGGUCGCAAGGGAGGAGUCUGGCGCGAGCAAGGGUUUUGGUUUUAUCAGCUUUGCCGACUUUGAGAGCAGUGAUGCUGCGAUCGCGAACUUGCACGGACAGUACAUCUUGAGUAAGGAGGUUUCGGUCCAGUAUGCUUUCAAGAAGGACGGAAAGGGAGAGAGACAUGGUGACGAGGCUGAGCGUGAGCUCGCUGCCCAAGCGAAGAAACGGAACAUCGUCCCAGAAGCACAGCCUGUGCCCCAGGCGUUUCUACAACCACCACCUGUUGCAGCUGCGCCUCCAGCAGGUUUCGAUCCUUCAGCUAUGGGAAGAAUGCCCCCCAUCGGCGCGCCUCCACAGGGCAUCCCCGGUGGGUUUGCACCUCCCGGCCGAGGUCCGUCGCCAUACAAUGCCGGAGUUCCGCCCCCCGGAGCCCCUCCAAGAGGCUCCGUUCCUUUACCACCAGCUCCCUCAGGUUUGCCUGCACGACCCCCACAAUCACAGGCUGGAUACACCAACCCAGCUGAUUUCCACCCGGGCAGUUUCAGGCCACCCUCUGGGUCUCCGGCGCAGGGCUUCCCAGUUGCUCCUCCGCCCGGGUUCCCUGCUCCUCAAGGAGCCCCCGGUGCUGCUGGUGCUCCUCCCCCUGGUUUUAUGCCCCCUCCAGGCUUCCAACCACCCCCCGGAUUCCGUCGGUGA